AUGCGACGUAACAGCUAUCUCCGCGACGACUUUUACGGGAAACCAGGUUACCGGAUACGAGAGUCAAGAGAGCUUAUCCAGUGCCCGGUGGAGAGGUGCGACGGAUCGGGUCAUGUGUCUGGGAACUUCGCAACGCACCGCAGUUUGUCCGGAUGUCCGCGCGCCGACCGCUCACAACUACAGCCGCACUCGCAAGAACUCAAGUGUCCCACACCGGGGUGCGACGGCUCUGGUCAUGUCACGGGCAAUUAUUCCUCUCAUCGAUCACUAUCCGGAUGCCCUAGAGCCAACAAGCCUAAGAGCAAGCCUAGAGAUGGACAAGACUCUGAACCUCUCAGAUGCCCUAUACCGGGCUGUGACGGAUCUGGACACGCUACAGGGAAAUUCUUAUCGCAUCGAAGCGCCUCCGGCUGUCCUAUUGCGAAUAGAAAUAAAAUGCGGGUGCUAGAAAGCGGUGGAACCGUGGAACAGCAUAAAGCGGCUGUUGCAGCAGCGGCGUCGGCGAUCAAAUUCGACGGUGUCAACUGUCCGACACCCGGCUGCGAUGGUUCAGGACACAUCAACGGCUCGUUUCUAACACAUCGCUCCCUUUCCGGUUGUCCUGUGGCGGGUUCCGCUACGCCCACACCUCAGCCGAAAAAACCCAAAUACCCAGACGAUAUCACGCCAUUAUAUCCGAAACCGUAUUCAGGCAUGGAAAUGAACAUGCAGACUGGCAACGGGGAAGACCUUAUGACCCUUGAGCAAGAAAUAACGGAACUGCAACGAGAGAAUGCUCGCGUCGAAUCACAGAUGAUUCGCCUCAAAUCAGACAUCAACGCCAUGGAAACGCACCUCAGUCAUGGGGAAAGAGAGAACCAGCUCAUAUCUCAGCGCAAUAACAACCUGAACGAAUAUUACGAAAGCUUGCGUAACAACGUUAUAACCUUACUGGAGCAUGUCCGAAUUCCUGGAGGGGGGACCGUUCCUGUAACGAACGCUGGAGGAACACCCGGGGCCCCACCUCCUGUAGGUCCAGGAGAGAAGCCUGCCCAUGAUAAUUUCGACUCCUAUCUCACAAAACUGCAAACCCUUUGCUCGCCCGAUGGUUAUUGCCCCGACGAAAAUCGACCCAUAUAUGAAACGGUGAAAAAUGCGCUCCAGGACUUCACAGUACUACCGACACCCAUUUAA
Messenger RNA from Parnassius apollo (apollo), 1173 nucleotides. The record is from the annotation of a GenBank genome assembly. Lineage: Eukaryota; Metazoa; Arthropoda; Insecta; Lepidoptera; Papilionidae.